This is a messenger RNA of Vespula pensylvanica (western yellowjacket), 2207 nucleotides long. It is a transcript of the gene Pgi, whose product is annotated as glucose-6-phosphate isomerase. NCBI's taxonomy places the organism in Eukaryota, Metazoa, Arthropoda, Insecta, Hymenoptera, Vespidae. Gene Ontology annotation, molecular function: carbohydrate derivative binding; monosaccharide binding; glucose-6-phosphate isomerase activity. The transcript is spliced from 11 exons. Bases 85 to 1761 code for a protein of 558 amino acids. Gene Ontology annotation, biological process: glucose 6-phosphate metabolic process; gluconeogenesis; glycolytic process. Gene Ontology annotation, cellular component: cytosol. The record is from RefSeq and is a predicted model, not a curated record.
CUCGAAAGUGGGGAAAUGAGAAACUUGCGAGAGGGCGAGUAAAUCGGUUCGAAGAAAAGGUGGCGCGGUUUCCUUGAAUCAAAUAUGAAGUCUAAACCAGAAUUAACAAGCGAACCUGCUUGGGUUAAACUACAAGAAUGUUUUAACAAGACGGGAUCUCAAGUUAACAUAUAUAACUUGUUUCAAGAAGAUGCCAAUCGUUUUCAGAACUUUAGUCUAGAAAUUUCUACCCCGCAAGAUGGAUCUAUAUUACUCGAUUAUUCUAAGAACCGAAUCACGAAGGAGAUAUUUGGCUUGUUACUUGAUUUGGCCCGUGCAAGGCAAAUUGAAGAGGCAAGAAAUGCAAUGUUUUCAGCUGAAAAAAUAAAUUUUACAGAGAACAGAGCUGUCUUACAUACAGCUUUACGUAAUAGAAGCAAUACUCCAGUUUUACUUGACGGUAAAGAUGUUAUGCCAGAAGUGAAUGCAGUUCUAAAUCACAUGAAACAAUUCACUAAUGAGAUAAUAUCGAAAAAAUGGAAAGGUUUUACAGGCAAGGCGAUUGAAGACGUUGUAAAUAUUGGAAUUGGUGGUUCUGACUUGGGUCCCCUGAUGGUAACAGAGGCUUUAAAGGCCUAUCAUGUUGGGCCACGACUACACUUUGUCAGUAAUAUAGAUGGAACUCAUAUCGCUGAAACGCUUAAAAAAUUAAAUCCGGAAACUACUCUAUUCAUAAUAGCAUCUAAAACGUUUACUACUCAGGAAACAAUCACUAAUGCAACUUCUGCAAAAUUGUGGUUAUUAGAAUCAUUAAAAAAUGAAGCAGCUGUCGCCUUCCAUUUUGUUGCCCUUUCCACUAAUACACAAAAAGUGAAAGAAUUUGGUAUCGAUGAAAAGAAUAUGUUUGGAUUUUGGGACUGGGUUGGUGGACGAUAUUCGUUAUGGUCUGCCAUUGGUUUGUCCAUUUGCUUGUCCAUUGGUUUCGAAAACUUUGAGAAACUUCUCAGUGGAGCACAUUUUAUGGAUCAACAUUUUUGUAAAGCUCCGCUAGAGAAAAAUGCACCUGUUAUUCUUGCGCUUCUUGGUAUAUGGUAUCAUAAUUUUUAUAAAGCUGAGACGCACGCAUUAUUACCAUACGAUCAGUAUUUGCACAGAUUUGCUGCAUAUUUUCAACAAGGUGACAUGGAGAGUAACGGAAAAUUUGUUACUCGAUCUGGCAAGAAAGUUAAUUAUUCUACUGGUCCAAUUGUAUGGGGAGAACCAGGAACAAACGGACAACAUGCAUUUUAUCAGCUUCUUCAUCAGGGUACAAGACUUGUACCUGCAGAUUUUAUAAUUCCCGUACUAUCCCACAAUAAGGUUCAAGGUACAUUACAUCAUGAAAUUUUACUUGCUAAUUUCUUUGCACAAACAGAAGCAUUAAUGAAAGGCAAAAAUCAGGAUGAAGCUAAAAAUGAGCUAGAGAAAUCUGGCUUAAGCGCUGAACAAGUGAAUUCUUUGUUACCUCAUAAAAUAUUUGAAGGUAACAGACCGACUAAUAGUAUCAUGGUAAAAAAAGUUACACCUUUUAUUCUUGGUGCUUUAAUCGCAAUGUACGAACACAAAAUCUUCGUACAAGGUAUUAUUUGGGACAUUAACUCGUAUGAUCAGUGGGGCGUUGAAUUAGGCAAACAGUUGGCAAAAGCUAUUGAACCUGAGCUUCGUAAUACCGAUAAAAUUACAACUCAUGACUCAUCUACAAAUGGUCUUAUUGCAUUUGCAAAAGCAAAUUUGACUAUUUGACAGUGCCGUUGCAAUUGUUAAAUAGUUGUUUGGAUACAGGGGAUACGUUCUAGUUAUAUUUUUUAUUUAAGGCGUUGAUGUAGUUAAAAAAUGAUUUGUUAAGAUUUCGUAGUACGACUUCCUCCAUUAUAAAUACGAAAUGUUAUGGGAAGAUAUUAUAGACUAAUCUAUUACAUAUUGUUUGAAUUCUUUUUUAUAAGUGUUAACGUUAUUACUUGUAGAUAAUUGUGGAUAUGUAUGCAUACAUAAUUUGUUUGAGCUACGUAACUAAAUGAUUUGACUAAUUGAUGUUGACGUAGAAAAAAAAAUUGAACACAUGUUCCACGUUUGGUGCGCUCGCGUACAAUUGUUUUACGUUCUCUAAAUUGAUUGAUAUCGCUUGAUAUAAAAAGAAUGUUACGAAUACAAUGAUUUUUGUAUAUACUUAAUAAAUUGCGUAAAUUUUA